Chaetura pelagica (chimney swift) is the source of this 4038-nucleotide messenger RNA. It is a transcript of the gene PTPRU, whose product is annotated as protein tyrosine phosphatase, receptor type, U. Gene Ontology annotation, cellular component: membrane. NCBI's taxonomy places the organism in Eukaryota, Metazoa, Chordata, Aves, Apodiformes, Apodidae. Bases 1 to 4038 code for a protein of 1345 amino acids. The record is from RefSeq and is a predicted model, not a curated record. Gene Ontology annotation, biological process: protein dephosphorylation. Gene Ontology annotation, molecular function: protein tyrosine phosphatase activity; protein binding. The transcript is spliced from 30 exons.
AUGCGUGUGUCUGCAGGUGGCUGCACCUUCGAGGAGGACGGCGCGGCGGCGCAGUGCGAGUACGGGCAGGGCCAGGACGAUGACUUCAGCUGGGAACUGUUCCGCAGCCACGCGGCACCGCACCUGACGGAGCUGCCCCACGGCUCCUACCUGAUGGUGAACUCCUCGCAGCACGCCCCGGGCCAGAGAGCUCACCUGCUGUUCCAGGCGCUGAGCGAGAAUGACACGCACUGCCUGCAGUUCAGCUACUUCAUACUUCCCAAAGCUCCUCACUUCUCCCGGCUGGGUGACGUGGAGGUGAAUGCGGGGCAAAAUGCCACCUUCCAGUGCGUGGCCGCCGGCAAGGCCGCCGAGGCCGAGCGCUUCCUCGUGCAGAGGCUGAGUGGUGAGAUGGUCCCUGCCACCUCUGUGAAGCACAUCAGCCACCGGCGCUUCCUGGCCACCUUCCAGCUGGAGCAGGUGUCCAAGCAGGAGCAGGACCUGUACCGCUGCAUCACCCAGUCCAGCCGUGGUUCGGGGGUCUCCAACUUUGCGGAGCUCAUUGUGAAAGAGCCCCCCACACCCAUUGCACCCCCCCAGCUGCUCCGGGCUGGCUCCACCUACCUCAUCAUCCAGCUCAACACCAACUCCAUCAUCGGGGACGGCCCCAUCGUGCGCAAGGAGAUCGAGUACCGCAUGACCUCGGGGCCCUGGUCGGAGGUCCACGCUGUCAACAUGCAGACCUACAAGCUCUGGCACUUGGAUCCAGACACAGAAUAUGAGAUCAGUGUCCUGCUCACCCGCCCUGGCGAGGGGGGCACUGGCAAACCAGGACCACCCCUCAUCAGCCGCACCAAGUGUGCAGAGCCUAUGCGGGCCCCCAAAGGCUUGGCUUUCUCUGAAAUCCAGUCCAGGCAGCUGACCUUGCAGUGGGAGCCACUGGGCUACAACCUGACCCGCUGUCACACCUACACUGUCUCGCUCUGCUACCGCUAUUCUGUGGGCUCUGGGCACAACCAGACCUUCCGGGAGUGCGUGAAGAUGGAGCGCAACGCCAACCGCUACACCAUCAAAAACCUGCUGCCCUACAAGAACAUCCAUGUCAAGCUCAUCCUCUCCAACCCCGAGGGUCGCAAGGAGGGCAAGGAGGUGGUGUUCCAGACAGAUGAGGAUGUGCCUGGUGGCAUUGCCUCGGAGUCCCUCACCUUCACCCCCCUGGAGGACAUGAUAUUUCUGAAGUGGGAGGAACCAGUGGAGCCCAACGGCCUCAUCACGCAGUACGAGAUCAGCUACCAGAGCAUUGAGUCCUCUGACCCAGCAGUCAACGUGCCCGGCCCGCGACGCACCGUCUCCAAACUGCGCAACGAGACCUACCACGUCUUCUCCAACCUCCACCCUGGCACCACCUACCUCUUCUCAGUCCGGGCCCGCACUGGCAAGGGCUUUGGCCAGACAGCACUCACCGAGAUCACCACCAACAUUUCUGCUCCCACCUUCGACUACGGGGACAUGCCAUCGCCGCUGGGCGAGUCGGAGAGCACCAUCACGGUGCUGCUGCGGCCGGCGCAGGGCAGGGGGGCUCCCAUCAGCACUUACCAGGUCAUCGUGGAAGAAGAGCGGCCCAAGAAGCUGAAGCGGGAGCUGGGGGGGCCUGAGUGCUUCCCAGUGCCACUCACCUUCGACGACGCCGUGUCCCGUGGCUCUGUGCACUACUUUGGGGCUGAACUGCCUGCCAGCAGCCUCACUGAAGCCAAACCCUUCACUGUGGGGGAUAACCAGACCUACAGUGGUUACUGGAACCCGCCGCUGGAGCCCAAGAAGGCGUAUCUCAUCUACUUCCAAGCCAUGAGCAACCUCAAAGGGGAAACACGGCUGAACUGUGUCCGGAUCGCCCGCAAAGCUGCCUGCAAAGAGAGCAAACGUCCCCUGGAGGUGUCACAGCACUCGGAGGAGAUGGGCCUGAUCCUGGGGAUCUGUGCUGGAGGGCUCAUUGUCCUGAUCAUCCUCCUGGGAGCCAUCAUCGUCGUCAUUCGGAAAGGGAGGAACUACUAUUCUUAUUCCUAUUACCCCAAACCUGUCAGCAUGACCAAAGCCACCAUUAACUACCGCCAUGAGAAGACCCACAUGAUGAGCGCCAUCGACAGGAGCUUCACUGACCAGAGCACCCUGCAGGAGGACGAGCGCCUGGGGCUCUCCUUCAUGGACACCCACAACUACAGCAACCGGGGUGACCAGCGCAGCAGUGUGGUCAAUGAGUCCAGCAGCCUGCUGGGGGGCUCCCCCCGCCGCCAGUGCGGCCGCAAGGGGUCCCCGUACCACACGGGGCAGCUCCAUCCCGCCGUGCGGGUGGCUGAUCUCCUCCAGCACAUCAACCAGAUGAAGACAGCUGAAGGCUACGGCUUCAAGCAGGAGUACGAGAGCUUCUUUGAAGGCUGGGAUGCUUCCAAGAAGAAGGACAAGACCAAAGGGAGACAGGAUCAUGUAUCGACAUACGACCGUCACCGUGUGAAGCUGCACCCGCUGCUGGGAGACCCCAACUCUGACUACAUCAAUGCCAACUACAUCGAUGGCUACCACAGGUCCAACCACUUCAUAGCCACCCAAGGGCCCAAGCAGGAGAUGGUGUAUGACUUCUGGCGCAUGGUGUGGCAGGAGCACUGCUCCAGCAUCGUGAUGAUCACCAAGCUGGUGGAGGUGGGCCGGGUGAAGUGCUCCAAAUAUUGGCCGGAUGACUCCGAGAUGUAUGGGGACAUCAAGAUCACCCUGGUGAAGUCAGAGACUCUGGCUGAGUACGCCGUCCGCACCUUUGCUCUCGAGAGGCGGGGCUACUCGGCCCGGCACGAGGUGAAGCAGUUCCACUUCACGUCGUGGCCCGAGCACGGCGUCCCGUACCACGCCACGGGGCUGCUGGCCUUCAUCCGCAGGGUCAAGGCCUCCACGCCGCCCGACGCCGGCCCCAUCGUCAUCCACUGCAGUGCUGGCACGGGGAGAACUGGCUGCUACAUUGUCCUGGAUGUUAUGUUGGACAUGGCUGAGUGUGAGGGCGUCGUGGACAUCUACAACUGUGUGAAGACCCUGUGCUCAAGGAGGAUCAACAUGAUACAGACUGAGGAGCAGUAUGUCUUCAUCCACGAUGCCAUUCUGGAAGCCUGUCUGUGUGGGGAGACCAGCAUCCCUGCCAGUGAGUUCAAGCCCACCUACAAGGAGAUGGUGAGGAUCGAGCCGCAGAGCAACUCCUCGCAGCUGCGGGAGGAGUUUCAGACCCUGAACUCGGUGACUCCCCACCUGGAUGUGGAGGAGUGCAGCAUCGCCCUCCUGCCCCGCAACCGGGAGAGGAACCGCAGCAUGGACGUCCUGCCGCCCGACCGAUGCCUCCCCUUCCUCAUCUCCGUGGAUGGAGACAGCAACAACUACAUCAACGCGGCCUUAACUGAUAGCUACACCAGGAGUGCUGCCUUCAUUGUCACCCUGCACCCCCUGCAGAACACAACCACUGACUUCUGGCGGUUGGUGUACGACUACGGCUGCACCUCCAUCGUCAUGCUCAACCAGCUCAACCAGUCCAACUCUGCCUGGCCCUGCCUGCAGUACUGGCCUGAGCCAGGGCUCCAGCAGUACGGCCCCAUGGAGGUGGAGUACGUUUCCGGAGCGGCAGAUGAGGACGUCGUGUCCCGUCUCUUCCGAGUCCAGAACAUCACACGGUUGCAGGAGGGGCACCUGAUGGUCCGGCACUUCCAGUACCUGCGCUGGUCGGCUUAUCGAGACACCCCAGACUCCAAGAAAUCCUUCCUGCACCUCCUGGCCCAAGUGGAGAGAUGGCAGAAGGAGAGUGGUGAUGGCAGGACCGUGGUGCACUGCCUGAAUGGAGGUGGCCGUAGUGGCACCUUCUGUGCCUCCACCAUGAUCCUGGAGAUGCUCAAGUGUCACAACAUGGCAGAUGUUUUCUAUGCUGCAAAGACCCUGCGCAACUACAAGCCAAAUAUGGUAGAGACCUUGGAGCAGUAUCAUUUCUGCUACGACAUAGCACUGGAAUAUCUGGAGUCCCUGGAGACCAGAUAG